Molecule: messenger RNA, 1957 nt
Organism: Diceros bicornis minor
Lineage: Eukaryota; Metazoa; Chordata; Mammalia; Perissodactyla; Rhinocerotidae
Gene: TLE7
Product: TLE family member 7
Exons: 10
Coding region: 342-1676 (444 amino acids)
Biological process (GO): regulation of DNA-templated transcription; negative regulation of canonical Wnt signaling pathway
Cellular component (GO): nucleus; transcription regulator complex
Molecular function (GO): transcription corepressor activity; protein binding
Source: RefSeq, a predicted model, not a curated record
CCUCCGCCUGCUCGCGCGCUGACAGGGCCGAGCCUCCCUCCUGCUCCAGCUGUCCUUCCUACUGACCCCAGCUUGUGCCCCGCGCACGCUGGUCCCCCGGUGGCUCCAGUGAUCCUGAAGUGUGCCCCCCCUCCCAGCCACUGAAAUCCCACCCACGCUCAGGCCAAGCCCAGCCUCCAGGAAGCCCUCCCCGGCUGCACGGCGGCGCGGCGCCUCUCUCGGUUGGCUUCCUCCAGCCUGCCACGGGGAUCAGGACGAAUUGGGACCCGAGGAUCUGUUUGACAGGCUCGUUUCUCAAGCCCUAGAUCCAGGGGGCUCAGGCACAUCAUCGAUCUCAGAACAUGAGUGAAGAGAAGGAAGAGGCCUCGUUCAGUAUACUCAGAAUUUAUGAUGAACCAGAGGAGAGGAGGAAUGUGCCAGAAAGCUCCGGCAUUGCCUCCCAGCAUGAGCAUCCAGCACAGUCCGAACUGGACGGGGUGUAUGGAACGCCCCAGCAGUCCCCAGGCCCCCUGACGCAGCACAGCCUGGUUUAUCAGGAGAUGAGCCCCAUGACUCCGCAGGAGUGGGCCCUCCAGGCCCUGGACAGGUCUGAGCUCCAGGCCAGUUGGCUCUGUGAGGCGGAGCCAGGAGAAGAAGCCGAGUUCAGCCCCAGCUUCCUACCAGGAUCUGAGUUUGGCCAGCCUUGCCCUUCGCCUCCUCCCAGUGAAGAAGUCUCGUCAUUCCUCAGAGCAAUUCCUCCUGUUCCAGAUGAAGUGGUGGUCAGGCAGAGGACCCCACGUGAGUCCUGGAAGGUUGGCAAACUCCGCCACGGAAAGAAAGUCUAUGCUGUUGCCAUCAGUGGCUCAACUCACCACGUGUACACGUGUGGCCACGGCUACAUCAAGGUGUGGGAUGAGAGUGCUCUGCAUGCCUGGGACAAGGCCCCUCGGGCCCAGCUGAACUUUCAGGACCAUCAGAACUGUGUCCUCACCUGCAAGCUGUUCCCUGAUGAGCAGAGCCUGAUCACUGGGGGUCUGUCCCGGACCCUUACUCUAUGGGAUCUGGCACCUACACCCCGCAUCCGGGCACAGCUGGCCUCCACAGGCCCCAUGUGCUAUUCCCUGGCCAUCUCCUCCAAUGCCCAGAUCUGCUUGGCUUGUUUCAAAGGAUUUGUUGAGAUUUGGGAUUUGCAGAACCAAAUCUUGAUCAGGAAGCACGAAGUCCCUGAAUACGGAUCCCGAUGUGUGGACAUCGUCGGCAAUAAGUUCUGGACGGGAGGUGAAGACACCAGCCUGUAUUCCUGGGACCUCAGGAGCUACCAGAGGCUGCAGCAACACGAUUUGCAGCAUGAGAUCCUCAGCAUCACCCAUGACCCCAGCGAGGAAUGGAUGUUAGUGGGCUUGAGAACGAGUGACAUCAUAAUCCUACACUCGCACCGGAAGGAGAAGUUUAAGGCUGUCAUACAUAAAUACAUCCACCACCACAACCUCAAGUUUGCCUCCUGUGGUGAGGAGCCAGGGAGCUAUUUUGUGACCACAAUGGACGAGUCCAUCCACUGCUUGGCUGCACCUUCUCUACAAAGAUUGUUUCAGGUAGAGGAGUCUACAGAAAUCCUGUGCUGUGAUGUGUCCUCCGACAACCAGUAUCUGGUCACAGGCUCCAAGAACAGUGCCACGGUUUACCAGCUCUUGUAUUGACGGUUGCGUGCCACGGUCCUGCUGGUGAAGACCCAAAGGAGGCCAGCAUGCUGAGAGGAUGACCUCGGGGUGCUGGGCAAGGUCAGCACCUCCCACACCUCCACCUUACCCUUGAUGGUCGGUCAUCUGUCGGUUCCCCUCCCCCAACACACACACCUAGCCUGCCCUCCCAGGUUUUUAUUGUAUAGCUGAGGGAUUUUUCCCUUGUUAUUUUUCUCCACUGAUUUAUGGGUUUUGGUGGAGAAACUUGCCUUUGUAUUAAUAAAAUAGAAAAGCAAAAA